Emiliania huxleyi CCMP1516 is the source of this 885-nucleotide messenger RNA. RefSeq lists its product as hypothetical. Lineage: Eukaryota; Haptophyta; Isochrysidales; Noelaerhabdaceae. The transcript has 3 exons. The coding region runs from base 1 to 885 and encodes 294 amino acids. The record is from RefSeq and is a predicted model, not a curated record.
AUGCCGAUGGCCACGGCGAGCGUCCUGCCCCUCACCACGUACGGAUACGCCGCGGUGAUCGGAAUCUCAUGCGGAUCGUGGCUCACCUUCUUCUGGCUCGGUGCAAAGGGGAUGCAGGUGAUGUGCGCGUUUGGCACGCUCAACCAGCUGUGCCUGCUCCCCGCCAUCUUCCUGGUCGCGUGGCUGAGCGCGGGCCGCUCGAUGGGCGGGUGGGAGCGCGUCCGGCUGCACGAGCAGCUCCGCGCCGCGGUGCGCGCGGCGCAGGGCGCGGCGGAGGAGGCGAGGGAGCGUCUCGAGCGGCUCGCGGCGCAGAGCGACGCCGCCGCGCUCAAGCUGCGUCUGGAGCGGAUGGCGGCCGAGUCGUGCGGCGCGGCCGAGCGGAUAGCGCACGGUGGGCGCGAGACGGCGGAGCGGCUGGUGGCGGAGGGGCGGCACUUAGCCCUCGAGGGGCGCGAAAAGGCGGAGCGCUUCGUCGCAGAGGGGCGCGCCUCGGGGGGGAGGCUGGCGGCGGAGGGGUCGCGGCUGGCGGCGGAGGUGCGGGACCAGGGCCUCGACGCGGCCGAGCGGCUCGCGGCCAGCGUAGGCGCGCACUUGGCGGCGGCGGGGUUCAGCGCGGCGGAGCGGGCGGAGUUCAAGGCGGCCGAGGCGGAGGGCGGCGUGGGCUCGCCCCUCAAGCGGCCGGUGCUGACGGCGGUGUCGGAGGUGUCCUUCUGCACCGUCUUCGCCGCCUUUAUGAUUUGCGACCUCCUCUUCGUGCCCGCCUCCGCCCUGCUCGUCGCGCACCACGCCGCCUGCCUCGUCUGCCACUUUUGGGCUAUCUUCACACGACCACGCGGCGCGCUCCUUCCGCUCUCCUUUGCAUUCUGUUUCAUCACCGGUAGAUGA